UUCUUUAUCAUUACAAUAAAUAGAAAAUAUACAUUUGAGCUACACCACAAAUCAAUCCGAAUGACAAAACAAGUUUGGUGGUCGAUGCGGUCGAUUGCGGUUAAUUUCGCGUUUUCCAAGUUAGACGACGUGCACAUAAUAUAUAUAAAAUUGCUGUUAUCUCCCGUAAGAUUACAUAAAAAUACAGACCAUCUGCGCGGCAGAAAGUGACGAGGAAUAAUGCACGAUAGAAAUAGAAGGAGAUACGAGAGCAUGAGAUGCGAAUAGUAUUUGAACAGAGAUUGACCUCGGCAACAUAAAAAAUUAUAAGCUUUAGUUGCCAUCUUAUCGCGUUCAUAUCACCAUUCCAAAACAAGAAAUAUGACCGUUACAACUAGAUUGCUGCGAAAUACAGAGAAGUAGAGUGACUUAUUAAAUAAUCUGUUGUUCGUACGUCGAAACGAAUAAUAUUCGAUUUUCGCGUAUUGUAAGAUAAUCUAUUGAGUGAUCAGUAUCUCGCAGACGGAGAGGUGAAGAAACAGAAGAUACCGCUAAACAUCGAUAUCAAUAUGCUGAAAAUCGGUUUCCUCGGCGGGGGAAAAAUGGCCCAGGCGCUUGCUAAAGGUUUUAUACGGGCGGGUUUAAGCAAAGGCGAAAUGAUAUUGGCUAGCUGUCUUCCAAAUGAUACCGGCAGUAUUGAAACUUUUAAGAAAAUGGGAUCAAAUACUGUUUUUACGAAUAUACCUAUCAUCGAUUUCGGUGACGUGCUAAUCCUUUCGGUAAAACCGCAAGUUGUACCAAAAGUAAUAUCAGAAUUUAGGGUACAUGACAACAAGAAGUUAGUUCUUUCCAUCGCCAUGGGCAUCUCUCUGAUGUCACUAGAAAAGGCACUGCCAAAAGAAACGCCCGUGAUAAGAGUAAUGCCAAACACACCUGCAUUAGUUGGCUGCGGUGCUACGGUGUUUGCGCGUGGAAAAUACGCGAGUGACAAAGAUGCGGAGAUCGCAGAAAAACUAUUUUCCGCCGUAGGCAUCUGCGAAGAAGUCUCGGAAAAUUUCAUUGAUCCUAUAACUGCCUUGGCCUCUUCCGGUCCUGCCUAUAUAUAUAUGAUAAUCGAAGCAAUGGCCGAUGGUGGAGUUAAAAUGGGACUUACUAGACCUUUUGCGUAUAAGUUCGCUGCACAAACUGUCUUAGGCGCUGGUACAAUGGUCCGCGAGACAAACCUCCAUCCAGGACAGCUCAAGGAUGACGUAACUUCACCAGCAGGCUCGACCAUAACUGGUAUUCAUCAAUUAGAAAAGCAUGGCUUAAGAUCGGCAUUAAUCAGCGCUAUAGAGGCAGCAACACUUCGAUGUAAAGAAGUUAGUGCACAGAUCAACAAGCAUUAGUAAUGACAAUUAUUGUUGUAUUGACAUUUUAAAGAAAGGUAUCAAAUGAGAUAUAAUAAUUAUUUAAGAUAUCAGAACUUUUAACUGAAUUUUAAGAUGACACUUGAGAUAUCUCUAUUUUAUAUUGUAUUUAUCAAUUUUGUUAAUGAUAUAUAUUUAAAGAAUAAUCACAUUACUGUAGUAAUUUGCU
Messenger RNA from Acromyrmex echinatior (Panamanian leafcutter ant), 1557 nucleotides. RefSeq names its product Pyrroline-5-carboxylate reductase-like 2. Gene Ontology annotation, biological process: L-proline biosynthetic process. The record is from RefSeq and is a predicted model, not a curated record. Gene Ontology annotation, molecular function: pyrroline-5-carboxylate reductase activity. Lineage: Eukaryota; Metazoa; Arthropoda; Insecta; Hymenoptera; Formicidae.